AUGGCCUCGCCUGCCGAUGCCGUCGCUGUCCCACAGCUCAACGGCCUUGCAGACCCCUCGCCCCAUUCGCAACCCCAAUCCGACCAAGACCACUCCCAACCCGCUGAUCCAUCUGCGAAGCGGAAGCGCGAGGCCACCGACGAUGGCUCUGCCGAGCCAAGCAUCAACGGCAACGGCAACGGCAACAGCAGCACCGACGACCACGACCACGACCACGACCGCGCCGACCACGCCAGCGACCCCGGAGAUGACGACGCCGAAGAAGCCAAGCCCAUUGUCAACGGCGACCAACCCCUACGCGAUGAAAGCUCCCUGGUUCGCGAUUAUUUUAAUGUCCUACAGAGGCACGACACAACGCCCUCCAUCCUGAAGCGACCACUGCCAGAACCCUCCACCACUGAAGAGCCCCAGGCCAAACGACAAAAAUCCGACGAUGACUCCAAGGCGCUCUGCAUCGAGGACAAAGUCAGCCAUGACUCCUACACGCUUCUCGACCAGCUUGUUCUGGACCUCAAGCAGGUCAUCCAGGACAGAAUAGCCGAGAUACGAGCCGCCCAGUCCGCCGACGCAGCCAACCUCGACGAGGACGCCCUGACACAGUUGACCAACUUUCGAGACACGGCCCUGGCUUUGCACAGUCGAGAGAUGUCAUAUCCUGAGGCUGCUCCGCCGGCUGCAAGAGACGGCCCUUCGGCCCUCGACGAUGUUGCACAGGGUCUGUCGAAUGGCGGCUCUGUUCUGACCCUAUUUGGAAACGCGCAACAGUCCAGGACCCUGUUUUCUAGUUUGCCCAAGAGGACGUCCGAUCCAGACCACCCUGAAGGCAUCGUCAAGCCCUUGCCCGACGUCCGACUGCCCAACGGUGUUUCCUUGACCACUGUCCUCCCGUCAGCGCCGACCGAGAAGCCGACCCGUAUCUCUACUCUGGGCGAGCUGUUCCCAUCACCGGCUAACUUGCCGCCGUUGCAACCGCCAAAGGCCCCAAAGACCACGACGAAAAGCAAGAUCUUGGGCUUCUAUCACCCGGAACUGGCAGAACGGUCGAGGUACAGGCAGGGCUCCUACUUCUCAGCGGACCUGACAACCGGCGUCUGGCUGGACUACAGCAAUGCGACACCGCCAUCAAAGAACAAGUCGCGUCAGCGUGAGCGUACCUUGAGCCUGGCGGGCCAGAAGCCCUCAACGGCUGAUGUCGAGAUGACCGAGAUUGAGGCCCUGUUCCGUGGGGCUUUCUCCAGCUUUGCGCCCGAGAAGGAUGACAGCGGCGCCAUAGUCUCGUCAGGUGAGGUCGCCCGCAUCUGGUACCAGCGGCAUGGACACAGGUACAUGGAGCAGAUGAUCGAGUCUGAGUUGGCAGGAGAGGAGGGCGAUGAUGCAAACGACGGCCUCGCUCCUCUGCCGAUCGAUGAGGACGAAAUCGCCAAUAUCGUGGAGAAAUGGGACGACAGCCUGGUCGACCCAGCCUUGACAAUCGAUGAUGUAUUGGGCAAGAAAUCGGACGAGGAGAAAGAAGUCGACGAUACCCUCCAAGAAAUCUCGGACCUUAUCGAGACACUGUCUUCUUACCAGAGGAACCGCAACAUGACACUGCCGACCAGCCAGAACCGGAACUCGGCAGACCCUGCCAAGGCUGACAUGCUCAACGGGCCUCUGGCUCAGGAGCCAACAGAUGAGGAACGAGAUACCUAUCAGAUGUUGAAGGACCAGCUGGCUGUUAUUAUCCAGGCGCUGCCGCCCUACGCCGUGGCGCGAUUGAACUCGGACAAGCUCGAGGAGCUGAAUGUCAGCACGAAGCUCGAAAUCCGAAGUGAUGUCUUCAGGGGCAUCCUGGAGGAGGACACAUCGGCCAGGCACCGACACCACCAACAAGCUGCGCAGGUGGCUCAAACCCCUCGGCAGCCGCAACGAACGCCGAGCUUCCACAGCACCACGGCGUACCAAGGCCAACCUUACAAUCGCCCAUACCAGCCGCAAAACCAGACCCCGGUCCCGAUACCCAACCAUUACCAGCAGUCGCCGGCGCGGCCGCCGAUUCCUCCAAACUUCUCGCGGCAGGUGUCAGCUCCCAUGCAAGGCAUGACGCCCCAACAGCACCGACCGGUCGCGGGACAACCUUUCGCACGACCUAAUGGAUACACUCCACAGCCAAUGCAGCAGGGGAGGCCGUACGGCACCCCGACGGCCGUCCCGCCGUUCCAGGCCAGUCCUGGGCAGCCACGGAUGGCGGGCGGCUACCCGGGAGGGCCCCAGCCCGGUACCCCUGGACAGAGGUAUCCCUCAGGCUAUGCGGGCUAUAACGCGCAACAGCCGCAGCCAGGAAUGCAGCCUCAAUUCCAUCAGCAGGCGGCCAAUUUCCCUCCUCACAUGAACGGCGCAGGCUCAAUUCCGCCGCGGACCAUGUCACCACAGGUGUCUCAGUAUCAAGCUGGGCAGAAUUACUCGCCCCGCCCCGGACAGCAGCCGAUGCCUCGAGGACAACCUUACGGUACUCCAGGCCAACCAGGUGGUCACCCAGGUGUUCCUCGCUACCCUUCCAAUGGAGCGCAACAGAACGCGCCUCACAGCCCCGCAACCGCUGGUGGUCAAGGCGGAUGGGCGAACCCAAUGUCCCCACAGCGGCAAUACGAACAACAGCUGCAGGCUAGAAACCAGGCGGCGGCGCGCAUGAACGCGUUUAGUGACAAGAUCCAGAAUCAUGGUGUGGCGGGUCUGGGUGGUAUUGGCCUGGGAGGCACGCCAGGCCAUGUGAGGACCAACAUGCCUGGAGCGGUGGGCCAAUCGUCCCCGAGUCCUCGGCCCCCCUCUGCUGCAGGAGGCUUGAACGGUGUGCCGCAGCCAUCGCCAAGCCCGGCCUCAGUGCCAGGUGCGACCCCAUCCCCAGCACCGGCAACGGCCAUGCAGCCCCGGGCGCCGGUGUAG
Diaporthe citri is the source of this 2919-nucleotide messenger RNA. RefSeq lists its product as uncharacterized. Bases 1 to 2919 code for a protein of 972 amino acids. NCBI's taxonomy places the organism in Eukaryota, Fungi, Ascomycota, Sordariomycetes, Diaporthales, Diaporthaceae. The record is from RefSeq and is a predicted model, not a curated record. The transcript is spliced from 2 exons.